This is a messenger RNA of Dendronephthya gigantea, 4107 nucleotides long. Its product is annotated as Fanconi anemia group A protein-like. The transcript has 44 exons. Gene Ontology annotation, cellular component: Fanconi anaemia nuclear complex. The record is from RefSeq and is a predicted model, not a curated record. Gene Ontology annotation, biological process: interstrand cross-link repair. NCBI's taxonomy places the organism in Eukaryota, Metazoa, Cnidaria, Anthozoa, Malacalcyonacea, Nephtheidae. The coding region runs from base 262 to 4107 and encodes 1281 amino acids.
CAAAGAAAUGAAUGAAAUGUACGUUUUUACAAAAAGUUUCGAUUUAAAAUAUAUAAUUUUUGUUGCUAAGAGAUUCCGCGCGUUAAAUGGGGCAUUUUACAUUCUCAAAGAUUCAAAAUAUGUACUGUAAUAAUGACUUUUGAGAUCAAUUUCAUCGUAUGUAAUGUUGAACACAGCCUGGGAGCGGAAGACAAGACUCAAAUCACUCACGUGAAAUUGCAAUAAAAUUUAAUCAACUGCUUAAAAAGAGAAAAUUCUCAAAUGAAUGCAGAAGAGCUACAUAAGGAAGUCUUGGCUUUUGUUUUGGACAAUGUUAAAAUCAGCAAAGUCCUGGAAGAGCUUUCUCAAGAUGCUGUUCCUUCAAAUGACAUAAUUCAAAUGACUGAAGAUUCUUGCAUGCAACAUUUCCAUGCAAUUUCAAAGACUACCUGCCUCCCUGUUAGUCUGGUUGCCUCUCAAAUAUUUGCACAACAGUUGUUGGAUGUAGUCAAAGUUGAUCAACCUCACAACCAAAAUGUUGGUCAUAACUACUACCAUCUGUUAUCUUAUGAAGUAAAGACAAAAGUUGAAGUCCUGUUGGUUUUUAUGAAUAGAAUCAAAGACAAAGAAACAAAUUGUUUUGACAAAUUGAACUUCAUCAAAAGUCUUCCAGCCAUGGCAAUUCCCAUGGAACUGAUUUGGCUGUUAAAUGAAAAUUUUGUUGUGUCUUUCCAAACUUGUUUUUUAAGUUGGUAUUCUAAUGAGGAAUGGUUGGAAAGGUUUUGUAAAGGUAUUGCAAGUCUUUUUUGUGAUGGUGACCAAGAUAGCAUUGUUCUUCGAAAGAAAAUCCUUCAAGUUUUCAUUGGAGAUUUAUUGCUAAUGGGCUAUGGAAACUUACAGGAAAACAAAGAGGUUAUUAAGAAAACUCAGGAAAGUCUUUUUAAACUCAUGAAAUAUACAGAGUCUGCAAAGCAAGAUGAGGCAGAAGAAGUGGUGAAUAAUUGGUUAUCUGUGUGUAAAGUUAUCCGUGAGUUGGAAGAGGUUCCUGUAGAAAUAAUUCAAAGGUUUCUCCGAGAAUUGUUAUCAGAUCUUUUAUCAACACCUUGCAGUUUGUCAGUCAAGGAUGCCAUUUCACAUCAAGAUAAAUGGACAUUUGAAUUCCUCUCUGGAGCAACAAGAAUCAAAUAUUUACAGUUUGUUUCAGUGUUUAGCAGUGAGGAUAUCAUUCAAAUCAUUCAACAUGCUGUUGAGUCAAUCAAGUCUGAAACUGUGAAUAUUAAAGAACUCUGCCAUCUUUUCACUGUUUCCCUUGUUCAAAAUGAAGAAUCUCGUAAAUCAUUUGAUGAUUUCCUUGGACAAUGCCUUUUGGAUUCGCUAGAUAAUUGUGAUGAGUUACAGUUUGAUCUAGUUUUGCUUCUACGUAGACAAGCUGUCUUUGAAGGAAAUCACAUUUCACCUUCGUACGCAACUUGGUUUGAGCAAACGUUUCUUACAAGAGGAUCGUCGUUUGGUCUCAACGUGAAGAAAACCAUUCACUUCUUCUUUAAAAGUCUCACAGAACUAGUUCCGUACGAUAAACCUGAAUUUUUGAAGGUGCAUAUCUUCAAGUGUCCUCAGGUGCCGUCGAAAUAUAAAUAUUAUGCUGAUGAUUACAUUUCAUUAGCAAAGACGCGACUGGCUGACCUAAAUAUACCUUUGGAAGAAAACACUGGACUUUUUACUCAAAAUUCAAGCCAGGAUGAGCAAGUUAAGGUGAUGGAACAGGCGAGACUUGAUGUUAAGAAAUGUCUUUUAUUAUAUGACGAAUCUGGGAAAAUACCAAUCUCAAUCAUGGAGGCCAGCAUUUUCAGGAAGCCAUAUUUCAUUGGCCGAUUUCUUCCAGCCUUGUUUCAACCAAGACAUUUACCAGAAGAAGGCGACAUCAAAACUCGUUUAAUUGAUGAGCUGAACAGGGCGGGAAAAAUUCCUCAAGCCAUGUUCAAAUCAUAUCAACGACGAUGCGAACGGCUCGAAGGCUUCCCCGACGACGAUAAACCUCGUGACAAUGUUAAAGAACUCACCGACUGUCUGGAAAAACUUCCUAAUAUUCUGGUUUGCAUGGCAGCAAGCGAUGACGCCACUCAAGAUUUACAAUCCUGGUUUUCUUCCUUCUCUCGGAAAGUAAAAUUGAUAUUCUCCACGGACCCUCGUGAAUGCUCAACGAAAUUAAUUGACGUUGACUUGGCUGCUGUUGAAAUGGACCAAGAUUGCCUUCAGGCAUCUUACGUCGUAAUAAACAUCUUUUGUAAAGCAUGUGUUGCUGUGCAAAAUAUCACAACUUCUAACGACCUUCCACCAAGGAGAGCGCUCUUCAAAUUUCAUUGGGCAUCGAAGUUUGUCUCAAUUUUGGUCUCAUUUCCUCGUCUGCUUCAAUGUGUGUUCGUUCAUCUUUGGAGUACGAUAUGUCAUGAGUCUCACGUACUUGCUGAUGAACACAUCCAUGGUCUGGCAAUCUUAACCUGUCACCUUUCAUGUUUCAAGACUUGGAGCAUUCGCGCUCAGACAACCAACCCUGAGAUUUCGUUAUCAUCAAAGACAUCCUCCAAGUUUUUUCUAAGAUGGUGUUCUCAUUAUCUUCACUACGCUAUGGUUGUGUUUGAAUCUCUCACUACAGACCUAAACCAGCUUACAUGUGAUGGUCCACUAGGUCAGGCUUAUGUUCCAAAAACGAUGCUCACUAAAGUGCAAUAUCUGUGCAAUAAGUUGAAGUUUCAAGCACCAAGAAAGGAUUUCUUAGAAAGCAAAGAAAUGAAAGUCUUGGACAGUCUGAUAAGAUCUUUAAAAGAAAUCAGGCUUCUUGAAGACCGAGGAUGUGAAUCACCGUGUUUGAGUUUCAAACAAUGGUUGCUUUGGGAGCUUGAUACCCGCGAAGACUUUUUAGUAGAAAACGAGAGACUGCAGUAUUACAACUGGAUCGUUUAUGAAAAAUUUCUACCACAACUGGAAGAUGUUGAAAGCGGAGAAUUGGCUGCAAUUCAAGAAAUAGCCAAAGACAUUGUGUCUGCUAUCAUGGAUCAUUGGACGAGAUCACCGAUGAAGGAUGUUUCUUCUGCGGGAAAAAAUUUGAUAAUAAUUUUACAAGAUCUCGUGAAUUUGUCAAACGUGUCUUCAGAAGAGAGAACUGACGUUUGGUUCUUAGAUUUCUUUGAGUCAAGAUUCAAUGAGAUAAAGAAAGGCGAAGAUCCCUCCGCUGAAAUUCAGUUUCAAACUGAAACGAUUGCUUUCAUCAGAUUGGCGACACAAUUACCAUCCUGGUUGUUAGUAGCAAACACUGAGAUGGAAUGGAAAUUGUUGAAAGACGAAAAUACGAAGAAAUUCUCCCAGUUUCUUAAUGAUAAUUUGAAACCAGAGUUGUUUCCAGAUUCUAUGGUUUUUCCGUUCAAUUUGACGGCGCAUAUUUUAAAAAUUUUCUUGAAACGAUUUAACUUGGAAAGAGAGGAGCCGAGGAAAGCUGAAUCGAUACUGCGAUGUUUUCUGACAGAUUGUCAUUUUAUCUUUGCCUCCCUUAUGUACUACUGGGUCCAACUCAAGCCACUCUAUCAUCCCUACGUCACCGCCAGUGAAACGCUUCAACAAUUGCAAUCUUACCAUGGUUGGUUGACUGAUAUUUUGACCGGCAAGGACCAACCAGUGGCACAAAAUACUCUUCCAGUUCUUGCUGGUUACGAAGUUGGACAAAGUUAUGUCAUAUUUCUGCAUAUUUUAAAAAGAUCACAAGCUUCUACCUUGGACGAAAAUUUUGUGCAUAGGAUGACUGUCUUGUUGAAAGGACUGUCGUCUUCGCAGCCAGGAAAAAGAAUUCUUGUGUUUCUCUACGAUAUCAUCUUCUGUUAUCUGGCUAUGAACAUUGUACAAGAUGAUGAGACGAAGGAAUCUGAAGAGGCCUGGUAUGAAAUAACAAUGACUAUUCUGUUUUUGUAUCCGGAGGUUCUGUGCGUUUUUAAUCAAGAAUUGAAUCAGGGCGCUGAAUUAUUGUCAGCAAGAUAUGUUUUGUUUGAAAAGAAAACUCGUCGCUUUCUGUCCAUCUUGUUCUUCAGGUUAGGAGAAAGAUGUGCUGGUUUUUUCUUAGGAGAUGACGCUAGGUUUUAA